UUCUAGUACCCCUAACGGAGAUGGCGGACAGUUGUAACCCGAUGGCGAUAAAUCUGAAUCUUGUCCAGGGCUACCGCUGACCACAAAAUCUACCGGUCAAUUUGUAUACCACGGAUAUAACGCAACGUCGAUCAUGGGGACGUCAGAAAACACGACAGCAGCCGGUCCUGGCAAGACCAAUCUACCGGAUAUGAAAGGGGACGUGGAUUAUGUAAACCAUGGUAUGGAGGACCAGAUGGAAAUACAAGGGUACAUCCGGUCAAAGAUGAAAACGGCUGUAGUAAUAUUCUUUUCCGUUAUAACUGGCGGGUUACUGCGCCUCUUCCUGUUCUGGUUCCCGUACCUCUUAGUCAUGUGGACUCACCGAAAGUGCCAAAUAGAUGUCGCCAUAAUUGUAAUUUUGAAGGACCAGUUCAAUCAGCGGCAUGUAAGUGAGGUUAUGACAGCCAUGGUGGACAAAGGAUACAGUGCUAUAACAGGGUCCAGUCUACGUUCAUCUUUCAAACGCUCGGUAUCAAACAAUUUUUCUAAAAGGAGGACGAGUGAUACCACACCGUUAUUGAACUCUGAUGACAAGUUGGAAUUCGAUGUCGUUCGUUAUUUCAUCUCAAAGAAAGUCAAGUACGUAUGGAAUCCCGAAAAAGACCUCUUUGAAAAACUCAGGGGUUUGGAACAAUCAACAUCAUGUUCUUACUUCCACAACACUAAAGGACAAAGCAGAGCAGAACAAAUUAAGAGUCGAGCAACUUAUGGCGUGAAUCGAAUUGAUGUCAAUAUCACUCCGCUUUUUCAAUUAUUUUUUCUGCAGGUCUUGUCGCCUUUCUACGUGUUCCAAAUGUUUAGUGCCACCGUCUGGUUCAUAGAAUGGUAUUAUUACUACGCCGGGUUCAUUGUCGGGAUAUCGAUUCUUUCCAUGUCAGUGGCAAUCUACCAGACUAGAACGACUGAAUUAGCAUUACGCAGCACAAUAGAAUCGUCUUCAAACGUUCUUGUGUGCCGCGGAAAGAAUGUGUAUGAGGAGAUAUCUUCCGAUGAUCUGGUUCCCGGUGACGUCAUAGAGAUUCCAAGACGAGGCUGUAUGAUGCAGUGUGACGCAGUUCUCGUGUCUGGAAACUGUAUUGUAAACGAGGGCAUGCUUACAGGAGAAAGUGUGCCAAUUACAAAGACACCUCUCCCGAAUCCAUCAAUGUCAAGAUCACAGGAAGAUGUCAUGUUUAGUAUGCGCGAGCAUGCGCGUCACGUCUUGUUUUGUGGUACAAAGGUCAUCCAGACUCGAUACUAUGACAACCAUAAAGUGCAAGCUGUUGUUAUCAGAACAGGUUACAACACAGCUAAAGGUGAACUGGUAAGGUCAAUCAUGUUCCCAAAGCCCAUUGACUUCAAGUUUGAGGUGGACACGUAUAAAUUCUUGGCUUUUCUUGCAUGUCUAGCAGCAUUCGGAUGUGUCUACACAUUCUGGGUCAUGGCGGGCAGAGAUUUACCAGCUGAUGAGGUAAUUCUCAUGGCACUUGACCUCGUGACAGUAGCCGUGCCUGCUGCACUUCCGGCAGCUCUGACCAUUGGAAUAGUGUUUGCACAAUAUAGACUGAAAAAGUGGGGGAUCUUCUGUAUCAGUCCGAAGAGAAUCACUGUUAGUGGUACUCUAAACGUCGUCUGCUUUGACAAGACAGGUACAAUAACAGAAGACGGCUUGGACAUGAAGAGCGUUAUACCAGUCACAGAAGCCAAGUUUCACGGAGAGGUUACCUCAUUAUCUACCAUGACUAGGAGUCCCAUCAUGGCUGCCAUGACAACCUGUCAUUCUUUGACAAUAAUUGACGAUGAACUGUGCGGUGACCCCAUUGACCUGAUAAUGUUUGGUGCAACUAAUUGGGAACUGGUAGAGCCAGGACAGGAGGAGUCAAGGUUCGAUCAAAUGGCGCCCACCAUUGUGAGACCUGUUGCCACGGUGAACAACAUCUACAACGACUCAUUUGACUCAAAUUUUCAGCUACCUGUCGAUGAAAUUGGUAUAAUCAGACAGUUCACAUUUUCCUCGAGUCUACAACGGAUGUCUGUCAUUACCCGGAAGUUGGGAGACAAGAACUUUGAACUCUACACGAAAGGCGCGCCCGAGAAAGUUAUUUCCCUUUGUAAAUCAGAUACAGUGCCAGUUGACUUCCAUGAGGUGCUCACCCAGUACACACAAAGGGGACUUCGUGUAUUGGCUCUGGCCUGGAGACCACUUCCUGGGAAGCUAAAGUACACAAAGAUUCAACGAAUACAGAGAGAACAAGUUGAGAAAGACCUGCGUUUCCUCGGUCUUAUGGUCAUGGAGAACAGACUGAAACCUUCGUCUGCGUCCGUCAUCCACCAGUUGAAAGAUGCAAAUAUCAGACCAAUAAUGGUUACUGGGGACAACAUGCUGACCGCUCUGAGUGUGGCCAGAGAGUGUGGAAUGAUUGACCCAAUGGACAACAUCAUUCUUGUGCAAGCGUAUCCUGCCCAGGGAUGGUCUGAAGCGUCACUCGAAUACAUCUACACUGACAGCAAGGCGCCAGAGGACCUAGAUCUCAUCACGUUAUCUGGAGGGAGAAUAGGGAAUACGGAAAUUUCAGAAAAAUUCAACGAAGUCAAUUCCAAAUACCAUCUGGCGACUGAUGGCCGGUCGUGGGCAGUAAUCAGGCAAUAUUUCCCGGACAUGAUUCCAAAGUUGGUAGUGAAAGGGACAGUGUUUGCGAGAAUGUCACCAGAGCAGAAAAGCCAACUGGUAGAGGAGCUACAGGAAUUGGAGUACUACGUGGGGAUGUGUGGAGACGGAGCCAAUGACUGUGGGGCCCUGAAGACGGCACACGCUGGUAUUUCUCUGUCAGAGGCAGAGGCAUCAGUUGCUUCACCUUUUACAUCUAAAAACCCUGACAUUGAAUGUGUGCCUACCCUUAUCAGGGAGGGGAGGGCCGCCUUAACAACGUCUUUCGGAAUCUUCAAAUACAUGUGUAUGUACAGUUUGGUGAUGUUCACUACAAUCUGUAUUUUAUACUGGAAAAACGCAAACCUAACGGACUUCCAGUUUCUGUUUAUCGACCUCAUUCUACUUACAACGCUCAGUAUAUCAUUCAGCUGGACUGGGGCGUAUUCCAAACUGGUACCAGAUCCACCCCUUCUAAAGCUCGUUAGCAUUUCUCCCAUCCUGUCUGUGUUUUCGCAAACAGUGAUUUCAAUGGGAUUCCAAGUCUUUGUCUAUUCUAAUAUCAGCGAGCAAGUCUGGUUUAUACCUUUUGUGGAGAACGACGAAUGGGACUACAGAUGUCACGAAGUCACCGCUUUGUUUAUGGUGUCAAAUUUCCAAUAUUUCUUCCUCAGCAUCGCGUUUUCGAAGGGAGCACCCUACAGGAAGUCCGUCUUUUCCAACUAUCCAUUUAUGGUUAACUUGGUUUUUUGUUUCGCGAUGAAUGCCUGGCUUACAUUACACCCCGGACAGGAUACAGAAGAAUUUAUAGAGCUUCAGCCUCCUCCAUUUCUCUACCGUCUAGUUCUACUGGGAAUCGCCUUCAUCAACGGAAUGGUAUCCAUAUUAUUUGAAAUGCUUGUGAUUGACAGUAAAUAUAUCAGCAGAACAUUACAAACCAGAAUAGAGGAAAUGUUCAAGGGAGCAUCGUAUAAAUAUCUAGAAGUUGAAAAAGAUAUUGAGAAGGAUAUCUCUUGGCCACCAACACAAACAAAACCAUCUAACCUUGUCGAUGCUUUUGCGAGGAUGGAUAGUGCCCACAAUGUACCAGAUUUUGACCAGAACAGUCUUCUGAGCAGCCUUCUUUACUCAAGCAGCGGUUCAUACAAGUCGCACAGUCUUCACUCGACUGGUUCACUACGAUUCUCAUCGGGUUCAUACAAAGUAGGUAUGGACGAAGAACAACUUAUCGGUUCUCUUGGCAAAGAGCAGGAUGCAACAUCGAUGGGUGCUAUAUUCCCUUAUUUAACUAAAAUGGAGGAUAUAACGGUGAAACAGUAUGGAAAUGUAGAAGGAUUUGUCAAUGAAUUGCCACCAGAGACAUAUACCUCUCGGAACAGACAGUCAGAUGAUCCUGAUUUUGCGAACGAACAAGGAGACAAUAUAGCCGCAAAGACACUUCCACCAGAAUAUUAUUUAGGGGAUUCAAACACGAAAACAGAAAGAGUAUCUUCUCCAGUGACACUUACAACAGAUCAGCAUGUUGUGCCCGAGAUAAAAAUCAUCAAACCCGAACAAAAAUCCUUCGAUUUCGAAAAGGACAAAACAAACGUUAUUUAUACAAAGCAGACAACCAGUCGAAUCGAUCAACAUAGUACUGGGCUUAAAGAUUCCAACCAAUCUGACCUACAUUCAUCAGAAACCGAUGCUAAACCAGAUACACAAAAUGACGAUAUCGAUGCACGUCCAGGAACUGAGGAUAACCAAAGCAAUAAACUAAACACUGAAACGGAAUCCAAUGUCCAUGAGACAAGAUCAAUCCCAGAUGAUGACCCAACCGGAGGAAGCAGCGCAUCAGAUGGUGACGCGGAUAAUGAAGCAGAUAAAGAAAACACUCAUCUAUAGGAACUAAUGAAUAAAACAUAUUGAUGAUUAGCAAGGUUAAUUAUUUAAAACAGGACUAUUAUCCUAAUUUUAUGUUUGGUCCUUGAAUAGGAUAAUAGUUCGUUCUCUACGAAAAAAAGGAACAUCUGUCACUAAUAAUAUUAGUGAAAAGAACAUCAGAGGUAGAGCAGAUUAUUAUUAUACGAGGAAGAAAUAUAGUGAAGCAGCAAGGAAGACAAUUCAUGGGACUACAUAUUACAAUUACAGAAAACGUUCUGUAAUGACAUUGGCUGUGGAAUCCAUGUUCUCUUUUCUAACCUUUUGUUUUGCUCUCACGCGCUGUAUAUUAUGGACAAGAUAUAUAUUGAGUACAUUGCAUAUAUAUACAUAUACAUACAUGUAUUAUGCUGACGCACAAUUUUAUUUACUUGCGCCCAUUAUAAAUGUAUGACAUUUGCAUUCUAUCUAUCGACACAUGUUUUACAAACAUGAUAGACUAAUUGCAUAACAUAUUAUCUGUGAUCAUGAUUUUACCUUCAUUUCCUGUUCAAGAAUAUCAAUUUCCGUAAUUAUUUAAGUUACAGGAAUUACUUUCAUGGAAAAUGCUUUUAGAUUGGCGAGUUGCACUUGGUAUUGAAUGUCUGAGUUCAUCAUGUUUGUAACUGUAAAAAAAACUUGAAGCAAACACACUUUGAUGCAAAUAACUUAUGUAUUUUAUAGGUAAAUUAUAUCAUCGUUGAAAAGAAUUUAUGACCUUAUCUUUCUCACAACAUACUGUCAUGUUGUAAAUGUCGUACAUAAAAUGUGUUUAUAGCCGUUUAAAGAAAACGCAUUGCAUUCGAGCCGUAUCCUUGUACGAGUGGAACUUGUUCGUUGUUAAUUCUAUGCGAGUUAGUGCAUAGUUUACAAUGACUCAGAACACGGAGUCACGUGAUUCAGUUCAUAUUUAUAUAUUUUCACUUCAGGCAGUUAUCUCGGAAGCAAACGCAACACAAGCGCCUCGUUGAUAUUGACGUCAGGAAUCGGAAAAAACAACAGCAUUAUGCGUAUAACACAUAAAGUCUUACAAAGAUCACUUAGCAUCCGUAACGUCAAUUUAAUAUUUAUAAUUUAAAAUGUAUAUAUUAAUACAAGUAUAUUACAAGUGGAACCUAAUACAAUCUGUUUUAAAUCGGCAGUAUUAAUCAUUGUAACUUUGGCAUAUGUCUGCUGCUGACUUAGGUCUGACGUAUAUUUGUUUUGUUAAAAGAUGUCGUAAUAAUAUGUGGAUAUGUCGAAAUAGUUUUAACUUAUGUCGACAUAUUAUCACAGUUGCCGAUAUCAUAUCACGUUCGUAGGUAACUCGGCUUUUAAUCGCGUCAAUACCAUUUCGUGACACUUGUUUACUUAUCACUUACUGUAAAAGUGGAUAUUUUUGUGUGUGGACAUUUUCAGGCUUAUUUACUGAACGCAAAAAACGCGAACAUGUCUGGACAACCAGUGGAAGUAUAAUGAAAGUUAACGUAACUCACAAACAUACUUCGAUUUCGGGUUUCGGUAAAUUCACUAGAUACAUCUGUAGCUAAUUAAUGUCACACUCGAGUAUAAAAACGACAAAAAACCGAGUUAACUUCUUAGAUGAUUAUUUUUUCGACAAAAUUAUUUCUGACAAAGCGGUUAUAUUUUGACAUAAUUGAUGAAAAAUGACGACGAAAUCUGGGAAUGUGUGUCGAAAUCUCUUACUAUGCGGAUAUCUUUUUAAACUUAUAUCGACAUACGUACAUUGUAACUUGUAAUUCGUAAGGUUUUGAUUUCAGAAAUAUGCCCUCGUAUGGUACAAUAGUGAAAUUUAACACUCAAAUACUCGUACCUUUCUUCAUGUGACAACCCGGCGAAUACUCACCGUUAAGGAUCCCUCUCCCACUGCACUGUUGUCUUUUUCUUACAUACAGUUACCUUCAUUUAGCUUCCGUUUGGAUAUAAAUGUAAUACAGUUGGGUCAUGGCACUUUUGUUGACCAGGUAGCUAAAUUGGUAAGAGCGGUAAAUUAUCAAUCUGAAGUCUAAGGUUCUAAUCCCGGGCUAGCCCUGCUGAUUUAAUUUUCACUCAAAACACUAUUGUUGAUUUAUAUUGUUUACUUUAUCUUUAGUUUUUGUCAUAAAAGUCCUGCAAGGUAUGGUUUAGUUUUCAGAAAUGAUUUAUCAAAACUUUUCAACACUUAGUUACAGUUUUUGGCAGUGGGACGGGGACCCUUAAAUAACUAUUUACACAUUUUUGAUACCCAGGUGUGUUCUCCAUAUUCACCUGACUACUAUUAAAUAUCUACAUGGGUUAUACUUACAUAAAACUAUUGAAAUGCAAAUUACACUUUCCUCAUAGAAAAUUUGUGUUAUGUUGUCUGCAAAAUAAACAAUAAAAGUGAGUCAUGCUUUUUUGUGUGGCACUUAAUCCAUGUUUUGCAUAUCUUUUAUAAAAAUAUAUGUCCUAACUAUGAUUAGGUGUUUCUUGAUUAAUCGAGUUUCAGAAAGAUGAAUGGAAGACACACGCACACCGUGGUUUAGAUUUAGAAAAGAUAUGAUGUUUCUGUAGUGAUAAAAUCAUAAAUUUUCGUGGGACAUUUAAUUUCGUUAAUUUCGUGGAUAACAAUAUUCCACGAAAAUAAAUCCCCACGAAAACAUAAAUUUGGUAUGAUAAAGAUAGGGUAAAAUCAGAAAUCAUCAAAUUAUAAUGUCAUUGAAACAGUUUAGUAUAUGAAGACCACGAAAUUUUAAACCCACGAAAAUUAAUGAUUUUACAGUAUACAUGUAUUGUACAUGAACCGAUGAGAUUAUACAGUUUCAACAGUUUUUGUUUAUGUUAACUUACAUGUAUAUAUGAGGAUACAAAUAAGAAAAUCACAGAAGAAAGUCACAAAAAUUAAUGAUUUUACUGUAUAUACAAUAUAAAACUGUUUUGAUAUCAUCCAGGUUAUUAUUAAUAUACUCAUUAACCAAAAGCAAGAGUAACAAGAGAAGUCUGUAGCAUACAACCUAACCGAAUAGCUUCAUUACUAUAUUGCAUGACUUCUGAUAAUUUGGGGAUAAGAAGGUAUGCUUCAUUGUACAUUACAUACAAUUUACCUACAUGAACCUAAAAUAAAUCAUAUUUACAUCAGCAUCACAUUGUUCCCAACGUAUGCCCUAUUUUACAUCGUUCAGUGUAAUAUAUUAAUAAAUUCCGAAGGGGUCAAUCCCUACCUGAAAGCAACAAUAGUUCCAGACACCAUUUACACGUGGUUUAGUUUUGUAAACGUACUAGAAAGUAUUGGUAAAGAUGACUAUAAAUCAGUUAUACAAAUUUAAUUAUUCAUUCGAUGACCAAAAAGGGAGCUCCUUGAUAUAGCACCUACGUUAUCAAUAAAGCUCUGUUAUGAAAUUAAAAUGUGGUCAAAUGGCAUAGUCAUAAGUUAAUUAUUACAAUUUGCAGACCAAUACACUCUAUUUUUUAUUCUAAAAAUACAAGUUUUUGGUUAAUUAAAUAGUUUUGUUGAAAAAAAUGUAUUGAGACAACCAUUUGAAAUGUAUGUCUACUUAUUUACAGGUUUGUAAGUGUGAAACGAUUUUGGAAAGGAGACAUGUGUCAUGAAAUUAGGAAAGGUACAUAAUGUAUCCUGUAUUAAAGUACUUUUUAUUUUGCUAAUAUAGUGGUUGGGUGGUAGGUUGCGAUAGCGCUCCCGUCUUUCACCAAGACAAACUAAAUUGGUAUCCCCGAUCGGACGUGAAAAGAUAUUCUGUUACUUGCGGAAACAUGUGGGUACUCCGGUUUCCUCCCAAAUCCAGACCUCCUUGUGCCUUCAUCCCGGCCAACACGAUUGAUAAAUAUGAAUUAAAAAUCUUCUUUCCUAAUUUUUAUAAAGUAAGUGUAGUGUAUAUUGCUUUUCAGUGAUUAGGUAGAUGCACCCUUACAUUGCAAAAUAAAUUAAACUGCACCUGUCUCUAUUAACGUCUUGUACAGAAAUAAAUGACAAUUUCAACUAUCUUACACUUGAGAAGGUUUGAUUGAAGUGUUAUAAAAUCUUAAAUUGUGUAUAAAAUGUGAACAUGAAUCCUGUCACAGUCAUGGCACGUAUCUACUAUAGCGCCCCCUGCUGGAUACUGUGACCUUAAAUACACAAAACUAUGUGUGUGGGGAUCGGGACAGAACAGCAUGGGAACUCGUAAUUUUAACUUGCUGAACUUUACUCAGACAGUAAUUCUUCAAAAUAUUUUCUUGCUUCAAUUAACCUGUCCUAUGAAUAUCAGCUUGCAUGCCAACAUUCAACAAACUCUUCUCAGUAGAUCCUGUUAAACAUAAUAAAACAACAAAGUUUUUCAUAAUGAAAACAACAUCUGACUAAAGAUGAAGUCAAUUAGACUCGGCACCGAUCAAUUGUUGACUUAUAUAGAAAAUAUAUAUUUUUCCAUAUUUUAGGUGUACAUGACCCGGGAUGCUUUAUGCUCUUGUUUUCUCUCUCUUUUAUAUCUGAACUGUUUUAAAACAGAUUCCAUGUAAAGAGUUGAUGUAUGGGUGUUGUUACAUUACAAUAUGUAAAUUCAUAGAAUAUGUCGACAUACGUAGCUUGUAAGUGUAGGUUGAUAGCAGAGAAAAUGCUUCCGUUAUUUUGUUAUCGCCCUACCAAUAUAGCAUUAAUUAGUUAGAUGUAAAAACAUGAAAUUAAAGCAAAUCCAUAGAAUGUCUAUCACAAACUCUCGGUACACUGUUGAAACUGUGGUUGAUUAUGGAGAUUUGGUGUAGACAACGUUGGUGUAGAACUUCCGAAUAUGAGCCUGCAUACGAAAUUUUGUAUUGAACCAUUUUAAGAGAGUAACUGCAUUGCAACCAAAUAACAAAUCGAUAUUCUGUAGCUCAUUAUCUAUGGGUUAUCGAUACCACGCGGCACUUUGGUGAUCAAACAGAUUUAGGGCAGUCUUUGCACGAAGAGCAGUAACUACAAAAAGAAUCAGUUAGCCUCAUUAAUUGUGCGUUAAUGCAUCAUAUUGGCGAUCGAUUUGAGCCAGACAUUUAAAAUUGCAUGUGCAUAUCUAUUUUUGUUGAUAUCGAACAAUUUUCAGAGUAGGUAUUGAGUGGAAAGCAAUUAAUAUAUUAUAAUGGUUUAGCCUUAUUAAUUAUUCAUAUAAUGCAUAAAUAUGCAUACAUCACAUUGGCGAUCAAAUUUUUAAUGUGGCAUGCAAUUGUGAACGUGCAUACCAAAUUUGAUUGAAAUUGAACCAUUCCUGGGAUAGUUAGUGCACGGAAACAUUUAACCAAUCAUAAUCAAGUAGCAUCAUUGAUUAUACAUAAAAGUGCAUUCAUCACAUCGGCGAUCAAAUUUUUAAUGUUACAUGCCAUUAUCAAUUUGCAUACCCAAUCUGAUUGAGAUUGAACCAUUUUUGGAUAGUCAUUGCAUAGAAUCAAUUAACCAAUCAGAAUCAAGUUGCAUAAUUGAUUAUGCGUAAAUAUGUAUAUAUGUGUAAAUCACAUCAGCGAUCGAUUUUUUCAUGGGACAUGCCAUUAUGAAUGUGCAUACCUAAUUUGAUUGAAAUUGAACCAUUAUUAGGGUAACUAUAAAGUAUGCGUAAAUAAUUAUGCACACAUGACAUUAGCGAUCGAAGUCAUAUCUUCAGUUGGAUUUAUAUCUAUCGUUAAAAAAUAAAUUAUUAAUAUGAUAUUAAAGCCACAGAGAAAAUAACAUAUUAAAUAUCGCACAUCAAAUCAGUAAAAUUAAUCAUCACACUCUUAUGAUUCUAAACUAAACAAAUAUGCUUCAUUGUUCAAAGAAUUAUUAUUAAGUUAGGUAAGAAAACAACACUCAAAGGCGUUUAUGUUAAUGCAGUAAUUAUAUUCAUCACCUAGAUUGUAGGAGAAACAUAUUGUAAGGCCGAUAGUUCUAGAAUCCAAAUAAUGACACCUUUCUUAAUAUUGGAAAAAAUAUAAUCCUAAAAGAAAAUUAAGGAUAAGACUAGAUAGUAAAUUUGUAUAUUGAUGAAUAGACCGAAAAGCGAAGUGCACUCUCAACAAACCUCGAAUAUAUUUCCUAUUCACUUCCAGAAUUGGAAAGGAAAACUGUUAUUGCAAAAAGGAUGUGUCAUUUUCAUUUAAAACGAAAUUGGUACUUUUUAUGAAUGGAACAAUGAUUUUUAUGUAUGAUGCUUCAUGCUAGGUUAGCCGGAACCUUCAACAGACACAUGUACUGCCUUCAGUGAUGACGCUAAUAAGGCGAUGUCUAGAUCUUCAUUAAUCUUCAGGAAUUAUUUAAUGUCAUCUGUUCUAAAAUCGACUAUAACGCUUGUAUUUUCAAUGUCAAAAGACGUGAUUGUACAUGAUUAUUCAAGAAUGUCAAAUCACUAGCAACUAGGACCCCGAUAUCUGUAUUCUAGAAUCAGAAAUACAGACAACAAGAUACAAUAAAAAGGAUUUUACACCAUUUUAUAUUGUGAUUUCUUUAUUUAUAUUUGUUUAUAGAAAUGAAAUACCAAACAGUUGAUUGAACAAAUACGCAGAAAAGCCAGCUUUGAUUAUAUCUUAACAGUAAAAAUUAGACAGGAUUGCGAGUCUGGUAUUUCAAUAUUUU
Molecule: messenger RNA, 11099 nt
Organism: Mizuhopecten yessoensis (Yesso scallop)
Lineage: Eukaryota; Metazoa; Mollusca; Bivalvia; Pectinida; Pectinidae
Product: probable cation-transporting ATPase 13A3
Exons: 30
Coding region: 134-4552 (1472 amino acids)
Biological process (GO): polyamine transmembrane transport; intracellular calcium ion homeostasis
Cellular component (GO): membrane
Molecular function (GO): P-type transmembrane transporter activity; polyamine transmembrane transporter activity; ATP binding
Source: RefSeq, a predicted model, not a curated record